GAUGCAACCUUGAAAAUGCAACAACAACAAAAAAACCAACAACCUAACAGUGAGUUCGGAAUACAGAGUCUUUGAGAGCAGGGACAGUGUGGUGGGUUCCAACUGCAGCAAUGCCUUUACCAAGGCGUAGAUCUUCUAUCUUGGGCCAACAGCCCUCCUUGUCCACUGCAGAGUGUUCUGGGAUUAAUAACCGUAGGGUAAGUUUUGGCAGUGCCAGUAACUUGCCCAGGCCACCUGGGGUGUAUGUAGGUAGUGUGCCAACUGGGGGUGUCAGCAGCCUUGGUACCAGAGUGUCCAGACGGGCUUUGGGAAUAAGCAGUGUCUUCAUGCAAGGACUACGAAUCUGCGGCCAACCUGUUCCUGUAUCCCAAGGUUUAGAGAGGGGAAGACUUCAAACUUUUGAGUCUUUGAAUGGGUGUCUUACGGAGUACAUAGAGAAAGUGAGAGCAUUAGAACAAGUCAAUCGAGAGCUGGAGGAACAUAUCCGAGUGUAUUUGGACAAGAAGUCUUCAACUGUGAGCACCUGGGGAUCACUCAGGGACAACUGGGAAAAUAUCUACCAUCAAGUAGGAGAUGCUGUUUUGGAGAAUGCCCGUCUUAUGCUACAAACAGAGAAUAUUCAGGCAUGUGCAGAAGACUUCAAAGAAAGAUAUGAGAAUGAACAACCUUUUAAAAAAGCAGUUGAGGAAGAGAUACGUUCCUUGUACAAGGUGAUUGAUGAUGCAAACUUGACAAAAAUGGAUCUGGAAAGUCAGAUAGAAAGCAUGAAGGAAGAGCUCGCUUUACUGUCAAAGAACCAUGAAGAGGAUGUGAAGAUGUUGUACAGGCAGCUGGCUGGAUCUCAGCUGGAAGAAGUGGAUGCUCCUAUUGGCACUGGGCUUGAUGACAUCUUGGAAACCAUCAGAAUUCAUUGGGAAAAAGAUAUUGAGAAGAACAGGGCUGAAUCAGGUGCCCUCUUUCAAGCUAAUCAGUCAUCAGUGCUACCAGCUUUGCAAAGUCAAGAAGAAGAGGUCGUGAAGUGCCUGAGAGAGGAAUUCCAUGACACUGCAUGCAAAAUACAGAGCCUUCAAGCAGAAACGGAGUCCCUGAGGACUUUGAAGAGAGGAUUGGAAAACUCUCUUUAUGAUGCAAAGCACUGGCAUGAUGUUGAACUUCAAAACCUUGGCUCUGUGAUCACAAAGCUGGAAGCAGAGUUGCAAGAAAUCAAAAGUGAAACGGAACAGCAUCAAAAGGACAGAGAACACUUGCUGGCCAACAAACUCCAGCUUGAGAAGGAAAUAGCGGCAUACCACUCUAUCCUGGAUGGAGAGGAAAACAGAUGAUCUUUUCAGAAGAAGUCAACAGCAAAUCUACUGAUUUUCAAAUAUAAGAAGAAUUACAUCAAAUAUUCCUUGGGAUGAUUCAGUGCUACAUUUGGUUGUAUCAAAGCAGGACUGAUAUUAUUUUGUUGGCGUGCAACUCGGUUAAAUUAGUAUGUAGAUUUAACUUUUAUUUAAUUCUUUGUCAAGCAAGAAAUGAAUUUGGCAUGCUACAUUUUUCAUAUUCUCUUGCUGUUAAAA
Messenger RNA from Pelobates fuscus (common spadefoot toad), 1559 nucleotides. It is a transcript of the gene BFSP2, whose product is annotated as beaded filament structural protein 2. Bases 111 to 1322 code for a protein of 403 amino acids. Gene Ontology annotation, biological process: intermediate filament organization. Lineage: Eukaryota; Metazoa; Chordata; Amphibia; Anura; Pelobatidae. Gene Ontology annotation, molecular function: structural molecule activity. Gene Ontology annotation, cellular component: cytoskeleton; intermediate filament. The record is from RefSeq and is a predicted model, not a curated record. The transcript has 7 exons.